Messenger RNA from Cariama cristata (Red-legged seriema), 417 nucleotides. Its product is annotated as sodium/potassium-transporting ATPase subunit beta-1-interacting protein 4-like. Lineage: Eukaryota; Metazoa; Chordata; Aves; Cariamiformes; Cariamidae. The annotation marks the transcript as partial. Gene Ontology annotation, biological process: regulation of sodium ion transport. The record is from RefSeq and is a predicted model, not a curated record. The transcript has 3 exons.
CUUGCUGCGUUAGAGAGGCAAGUGUUCGAUUUCCUGGGCUACCAGUGGGCCCCUAUCCUAGCCAACUUCCUCCACAUCAUCAUCGUUAUCCUCGGCCUGUUUGGCACUAUUCAGUACAGACCUCGCUACAUAGUGGUGUAUGCCAUCUGGACUGCAGUUUGGGUCACCUGGAACAUCUUCAUCAUUUGCUUUUACUUAGAAGUGGGAGGGCUCUCAAAGGACAGCGAACUCUUGACAUUCAACAUCUCCCGGCACCAAUCAUGGUGGAGUGAAAAUGGUCCUGGCUGUGUAAGGAAGGAGGCUUCAAUGUCUGGCAUCAAAGGGCUGGACAGCCAUUCCUACAUCUCUGUGAUAGGCUGUGCCCUGGAGUAUCGCUACAUCGAGGUCAUGCACAGCUCCUUCCAGAUCCUGAUCGCG